This is a messenger RNA of Symbiodinium necroappetens, 858 nucleotides long. The record is from the annotation of a GenBank genome assembly. NCBI's taxonomy places the organism in Eukaryota, Dinophyceae, Suessiales, Symbiodiniaceae.
AUGGUUAUUGUGCGAAUGGCUGAUACUGAUCAGCUUGAUGGUGUCGCAAUGCAGCAGGUUCCUGCAUCGAAUCACCUAUCUCUUCAGCCAGGGACGCAUCUGGCAAACAAAAGGGACGUAUGGACAUUACUCAAGAACGAGCCGAUUAUUCUGCAUUUUGACGGCCCGGGUCAUACUCGGAAAAUCGGUGGCCAAGAGCAGCUGACACAGCAACUUCUACGGAAAGUGGCUGCAAGAAUGCAUCUAUGGGUGACUCUAGUGAAAGAGGUUGUCCGUGCCGAGUUGCCGUGCUUUGAAAGUUUCCACUCCAUCACCACGCUGCUCCAGCUGGAUGAAGACCCUGGCGAUAUCCAGGAGGCAGCUGAUCGGAUGGCACAUGUGUUGAAUCUGCCAGUGGACUCUCUGAUGCAACUUGCAACUUUAACCACACAACUCUUCGAUGUCAAGCCUCUCGCAGCGGGCAUCCGAGCGCAGACCAAGAAGCCUGCACUGGAAUGCUGGGCGAGGGCUGCCGCUGCAUAUGGCAAGAAGAUGGUUUCACGCCGGCAGGCCGUGCAAGCUGCGGUAUCAUCCUCUGACGACAAGGUGCCCUCGCCACGAUGGAUGAAGCGACUGGCCGAAGACAUGUGGUCUGCUGAACACGAGCAAGAGCUCAGCUUCAACCGGCAGAAGCACCGCAAGAAGGCUAUCCUUGCUUUUCAAGCUGGCACCUACAAGCCGGAAUGCCCAAGAGAGAAAAGGAAACUUCAGAGUGAUGCCAUAGAGCACGAGAAAGCUGAAAAGAAACGACGAAAGGAACAUGUGAAGAAGAUUGCAGAGCGAACCCCAGCUCAAUCAUUUUAUUUAGUAAGAGAUUGA